Nelumbo nucifera (sacred lotus) is the source of this 1586-nucleotide messenger RNA. It is a transcript of the gene RD22, whose product is annotated as BURP domain-containing protein. Lineage: Eukaryota; Viridiplantae; Streptophyta; Magnoliopsida; Proteales; Nelumbonaceae. The record is from RefSeq and is a predicted model, not a curated record.
UUGCUUCAGUGUAUAAGCUUAGCUCUCUGUGUUGCAUUCAGUGAAGUAAUCAUCACAAAAUCUUUCUGGGUUAUUGUUAUCGGCCCCUGCAGCAAUGGAGCUCCGUUUCCUACCAAUCUUUGCUUUUCUUUCGCUUGCAUUGGUUGUCAGCCAUGCCACUUUACCUUCAGAAGUUUAUUGGCAAUCAGUGCUUCCAGAUACUCCCAUGCCCAAAGCAAUCCGUGAUCUCUUAUGGCCUGAUUUGACAGCAGAGAAAAGUGCCUCUGUUGUGAUAGGGAAGGGUGGCGUCCACGUCGUUGCCGGAAAGGGGAAGCCUGGUGGUACUUCGGUGGACGUAGGAAAGGGUGGUGUGCAUGUUAACACGGGGAAGCCCGGUGGGUCUGGUACAGCAGUCAACGUAGGCAAGGGCGGAGUCACCGUGAAUACCGGAAAAGGGAAGCCCCAUGGCACCAGCGUCAAUGUUGGACGCAAAGGAGGCGUCGGAGUGCACACCGGAAAGCCUGGGGGCGGAAGCGGAACUCACGUCAACGUCGGAAAGGGAGGAGUAACAGUCAACACAGGACACAAGGGAAAGCCUGUGUACGUCGGAGUGCAUCCCGGCGCUAGUCCUUUCCUUUACAAGUACGCCGCCUCUGAGGACCAGCUCCGAGACGACCCGAACGUGGCUCUCUUCUUUAUGGAGAAAGAUUUGAACGCCGGCACCAAGAUGAACUUGCGCUUCACCAAAACAACCAGCGGUGCAACCUUCUUACCACGCCAAGUUGCAGACACCAUACCCUUCUCCUCCAAGGCGUUGCCGCAGAUCCUCCGGCAGUUCUCGGUGGAGCCUCAAUCAGAAGAAGCCGAGCUCAUGAAGAACACCCUCGAAGACUGUGAAAUGCCGGCCAUGGAGGGAGAGGACAAGCUGUGUGCAACAUCGCUGGAGUCGAUGGUCGAUUUCAGCACUUCAAAGCUUGGAAAGCAUGUUGUGGCCAUGUCCACAGAGGUUGAUAAGGAGAACACCAAGAGGCAGCAGUAUACCAUCUCACCGGGCGUCGAGAAAUUGUCCGACGACAAGUCGGUGGUGUGCCAUAGCGAGAACUACCCAUACGCUGUCUUCUAUUGCCAUGCCACACAGACCACAAGGGCUUACGCUGUUCCUCUGGUUGGUGCUGAUGGAACCAAGGCCAAGGCUGUUGCUGUAUGCCACACUGACACAGCGAAAUGGAAUCCCAAGCACCUGGCCUUCCAGGUACUCAAGGUUAAGCCCGGAACGGUUCCUGUCUGUCACUUCCUUCCUGAGGAUCACGUUGUCUGGGUUGGCAAGUAGAAAUUCACAGAGAGGACGACAGAGCUUGCAGUUCUCCCAUGGUUUCUACUGUUAGUUUGAUUGAGGCUGGUUGAUGUUUAGCUUGGGCUGUCACAGUAUUUUAUGUUUGCUUUGGUUAGUCCCCGUCUGAUUCCUAUAGUUGGCUUGAUAUACAUAUUACAUAAAAAGCUUGCUGAAUGGAGAUGUAAUAGUGAUAAAUAAUAGAUGUUUUCUUGUUUCUUCUGUACUAUAUAUUCUUAAUUCUGAUAAAAUAAAUACAGCCCUUUUAUGAGAUCAA